AUAGUAGAUAAAUACUACUUUAAUUUGAUUAAAUCUAUAUAUAAAAAAAUACACUCCACUAUUAUUUACAUUUAAAUAAAUCUAUUAAUACUUUAAUUUUUAUUAUAAAUAAAUAAAUUACAAAUUGCGCCUCACGACACCUGCCAAAGUUCUUCAUAUAUUGUCCAACCAAAUAUUCAAUAUAAUUAUAAUAUUUAAAUUAUUAUCUAUUCGAAGAUUUUGAGAUCAAUCAACAGCAAACUCAUUAAUUAUUUAUGGAAUAGGUCAACCUUAAUUCAGGACCGUCCAAAAUUAAUUAACAUAUUAGUCAUAUUUUGAUUUAAAAAUAAUUGAUAAACAGGACCGUCCAAAAUUAAUAAAACCACAUAUAUUCCAUAAUUAAAACUAUAUAUACUGUAAAAUAUUCAAAAUUUUUAUAAAAAUUUACUUAUAUUCUUAAAUAAUUAGUGUUAGCUAGAAAAAAAAAAAAACUAAAAAUCUUCUUGAAUACUAAAAUAAACAAGAAAUGUAUCGAAACAAUUUAAAGGGGGUGUAAGUUAUUUCUGAUAAUUAAUUAAGUAUACCUUUUAACAAUUAUCUUUAUAUAUAUACAUAUUAAUAAAAUAAUAGUCUAUAUAUGCUAUGCCAUGGUGUUUUGCACGCAGUAUAGCAAUUCUCAUAUACAUAUACAAUAAUAGUAAUAUAAUAAAUUCAUAGUCAAACAACUUGAGGGUAUAAUACAAGUAUAUAUAAACAUCAUGUUACGAAAUGUGAUACGUACACAAAAAACUAGCUAGCUAAGAAUAAUUAUGACUAGUAAUAGUAGUAGUAGUAGUGGUACAACAUGGUUGGUUUGGCUAAGUAUUGUGAUAUGUUCAUUAAGACUAACACAAUACAACUCCUGUGUUGCUGUGUUUUUGAGCAUCGAUUGCGGUGGCUCACAGACCAUAAAAACAACAAACUCCAUAACUUGGGUGCCAGAUGAUGACUACAUCCGCACCGGCGUCUCCAGAGAGACCAAAUUCGGAAGCUUAGAUGGAUCCGUUCUCACAACAUCUUUAAGAUCUUUCCCAACACUCGACAAGAACUGCUACAACAUCAACCUCGACGAAGAUGAUCACGAAGACCAACGAAUUUUGGUGCGUGCAACAUUUUUCUAUGGAGAUUACGAUGGGAUGGACUCUCCUCCCACUUUUGACAUCUACUUCGAUGGCAACUUUUGGGCUACGGUUAACAUGUCUCUAAAUUCAAAUCUGCAUGUGGGUUAUGAGGUGAUGUAUUUUCCCAAGUCUAAGAUGACUAAUAUAUGUCUUGUUCGAACGUAUUCAGAUCAGAAUCCUUUCAUAAAUACGCUUGCAAUCCGAAGCUUAGAUGCGACUAUGUACAGCCGUGUUGACCCAAAGUAUGCAAUGCUUAUGGUUCAGAGAUAUACUUAUUCGGGAUCAAAUACUGAUGCUAUAAGGUACCCGGAUGAUGGUUAUGAUCGAACUUGGUAUCCUGCACGAGGUGUAGGAUUAAUAACAGUUUCAAAUGAAGCAUCAUCCAUUGAUGUUAGCAGUGCAGAAGAUAAGCCACCAGAAAUUGUGUUCAAAACUGCUGCCACUUUCAACCAAACUACUAGUACUAGUAGCUCUACUACUACUACUACUACUAUGCAACUAUACACUACCGGUUUGACAGCCACCAAAGUUGGGAUUUACAUGACAAUUUACUUUUCUGAGGUCACAUUACUGCCCUCUACACAAAAGAGGUCGUUUCAAGUGUUCAUAGAUGGAGAGGCUUAUUCCAAACCCAUAAUCCCACCUUUUGGGAGCUCUGUCCAAGUUUAUAUUGCCAACAUCACUGCUUCUUAUGAUACUUUGAUCGAGUUACGUCCAACCCCUGACUCCACACUUCUUCCACUUAUCAAUGCCAAUGAACUUUACACUCUCUCCCAGGUUUCAACACUCCAAACCCACCCAAACGAUGGUGAAGGGUUAGCAACACUACAAAAUCAAUUUGAAGUACUACAGAUGUGGAGUGGUGACCCAUGUCUUCCUACAAAAUACACGUGGGAAUGGGUUACGUGUUCUUCUGAUUCAAUUCCACGUGUAACAGCACUGAAUCUAAGUGGCUACGGUUUAUUUGGUUCACUUCCAGAUUUUAGCUCCAUGGAUGCCCUUGUCUCAAUAGAUUUGCACAACAAUACCAUAUAUGGUCCUAUUCUUUAUUUUCUUGGCGACCUUCCAAAAUUAACGUUAUUGGAUUUGUCGGAAAAUAAAUUCAAUGGAUCAGUACCCUCAACUUUAUCCAACAAUAAGAAGUUGAAGUUAAUGGUAACUGAAAAUUGCCUUACCGGAAUGUCUUGCCCACUUCCAUUGGUAGCGCCGCCACCGCCACCGCUGUCUACAGAAAAGACAAACUCACCACCGGGAUUGGAUAGCUUUUUCUUUCAACCACCAUCGUCGGGAUUUGAUUUCGGAUAUGGCUUUGAUAAUGGCAGCACCAAUAACUUGGCAAAUAUGAUAUUAGCAGCCAUAGUUCAAGUCUUUUUACUUGCUUUCAUCUUCUUUGCCUAGCUUCUAAUUACAUACCUACUUGUUUUUUUUUUUUUUCACAUUCUUACAAUUUUGUGAUGAUGUGUUAUCUUAUUUGCCCCUUCCUCUCGCAUAGAAAACAUUAAUUAAGUUUGGUUUUCAGUAUUAAAUUAAACAGAAAAUGUGGCAAUAAAGAGAUAUUUGAUUUGAAUAAAUUUCACAUGCGAAUUAUAUUGUUCAUUUUUGGAUUAUGAUUCUAUAAAA
Messenger RNA from Cannabis sativa, 2759 nucleotides. RefSeq lists its product as uncharacterized. The record is from RefSeq and is a predicted model, not a curated record. The transcript is spliced from 7 exons. Bases 789 to 2537 code for a protein of 582 amino acids. Lineage: Eukaryota; Viridiplantae; Streptophyta; Magnoliopsida; Rosales; Cannabaceae.